AGAAUCGAAGCAGUCAGGCUUUUCUCGAACUUGCUUCGAAUGAGGAUAAAACCGUCCAAGUUUACGUUCAAGAGCGUGCUCGAAGUCUGCAAUCUGACAGAUGCUGUGCGCUGUGGGAGGCAGAUACAUGCCCAUGUUAUAUUCAGUGGGUUUCAGGACGAUGAGUUCAUAGCAAAUGCGCUGAUCAACCUCUACUCUAAAGCACGAUCAGUAAAUGACAGUUUUAGAUGCUUCCAUAUGACACCCAAGCAAGAUGUCGUCACAUGGACAUCCAUGAUUACAGCUUUUGCACAUGAUGAAAAUUUUGAGAAGGCACUAGACUUCUUUAUAGAGUUUCUUUCUAUUGGAAAAGAGCCAGACCAAUUCGCUUUAUCUAGUGCGAUGAAUGCCUGUGCUGCUCUUAGUCUGCCAGCAACCUGUAAGCAGUUGCACUGUUAUACGGUCAAAUCGGGACUCGAUCAGUUCACUGUUUGUGGCAAUUCUCAGAUUGCUAUGUAUAGGAAUAUAGGUGAUGUUAAGGCUUCAAAGAAGACAUUUGACCAGAUUACCAUUCUGGAUACUUACUCAUGGUCUACCAUGGUUUUGACCUAUGCCGUCCAUGGCCAUGAAAAUGAGGCUCUAGAGCUCCUCCAGAAGAUGAAGGAAUGUGGCGUCAUAAUAGAUAAUACUGCUUUUCUUGCCGCUCUUAUUGCUUGCAGCCACCAGGGUCUGGUGGAUGAAGGUUUCAGGCAUUACGAGAGCAUGAUAUCAGAUUUUGGUUGUUCCCCAUCUGCGAAGCACAAAGCUUGCAUAGUAGACCUCCUUGGCCAUGUCGCCAAGAUGGCUGAGGCUGAAGAUUUCAUAAUGGGGUCUGGAUCAGAAAAUGACCCAAUACUCUGGCGUGCACUGUUGCGUGCUUGCAGAAUCCAUGGGGAUAAAGAGAGAGGUAUAAGAACUGGAGAGAAAUUAAUGGAUCUCGAGCCCUUUGCUGCUACCUCAUAUGUGGUGCUGUACAACCUCUACAUGGAUGCUGGCAAAGUCUCAUUAGCUAUGAGGACAAGAGGCCUAAUGAGAGAGCGAGGCGUGAGCAAGGAAACAGGGAUUAGUUGGGCAGAGUCCGGAGGGUCCAUCCACCAUUUUGCUGAUGGAGAUAGCUCCUGCCAACAACAGAACAAUGCAGUUCAGGCCAGAUUGGAAGACUUGCUGGUCAGGGUGAAACAGAGGACCGAGUGUGGCGGAACGGAUGUUUGGGAAUUAGGAUUCCAGAGCAGAAAGGCUGGCGAGAGCUCGCUCGGCAGACAUGGUGAACUACUGGCGGUGGCUUUUGGGCUGUCCACUUUGCCGCCUGCUGCUCCUGUAACGGUUAUGAAGAACCAGAGGAUAUCCCUGGAAAGCCAUGAAACCCUGAAGUUGCUAUCAGGGCAGGAAAAUAGGGGAAUAAUUGUCAGAGACCCGACUCAUUUUCAUCGUUUUGAUCAAGGUUCAUGCUCUUGCAGAGACUACUGGUAGUCAAAAGUGAUUUAUAACCUUUGGGACUACAGGCCUUAGAAGGGUCAGUGGAGCAGUUUGACCGUUUUUGUAGGUGAGAUCAAAACUGGUGUCUCACAGAUAACACAACUCUACAUGCAAGUAAACCAAGCCAGGGUAUCAUCAAGGAAACCCUGACAGGCUAUUGUGCUUGACUAUGCCAAACUCCAGCUGUGCAUCACUUUGCGAUCAAGAGCU
This is a messenger RNA of Lolium rigidum, 1704 nucleotides long. Its product is annotated as pentatricopeptide repeat-containing protein At3g13880-like. NCBI's taxonomy places the organism in Eukaryota, Viridiplantae, Streptophyta, Magnoliopsida, Poales, Poaceae. Gene Ontology annotation, biological process: RNA modification. Gene Ontology annotation, molecular function: protein binding; RNA binding; zinc ion binding. The transcript is spliced from 2 exons. The record is from RefSeq and is a predicted model, not a curated record. The coding region runs from base 40 to 1488 and encodes 482 amino acids.